Messenger RNA from Mercurialis annua (annual mercury), 2756 nucleotides. Its product is annotated as CSC1-like protein At3g21620. The transcript is spliced from 12 exons. Bases 284 to 2566 code for a protein of 760 amino acids. Gene Ontology annotation, molecular function: calcium-activated cation channel activity. Lineage: Eukaryota; Viridiplantae; Streptophyta; Magnoliopsida; Malpighiales; Euphorbiaceae. Gene Ontology annotation, cellular component: plasma membrane. The record is from RefSeq and is a predicted model, not a curated record.
CCGAAUUUAAUUGGAAGAAAAAACGUCAACCGUUUGCCACCUCACUCUUCACUUUCCUUUUCUUCUUCUCCUUCUCUCUCUCGACAGAUAUACAGUGCUGAAUUAUUUAAUCUUCAUAUAAAUAUACUAUAUUGUUAAAUUAUUUGUAUGAAUAAAUCAUAAUUUAGUUGAAGAAAAAUUCACAAUCUUUGAGAUUCUGGGUUUGUGAAGUCUCAGAAAACAAUUCUAAAAGUUCCAAUCUUUUUUUUCCACUGUCAGGAAUUGGUGCUAAUUGGUGUGAAUAAUGGCGACACUGAGUGAUAUAGGAGUAGCAGCAGCUAUAAAUAUAUUGAGUGCAGUUAUAUUUUUGUUGGCAUUUGCUAUACUUAGAAUUCAACCAGUGAAUGAUAGGGUUUAUUUUCCUAAAUGGUAUAUUAAAGGCUUAAGGAGUAGUCCUUUAGGAAGUGGGGCAUUUGUUGGAAAAUUAGUGAAUUUGGAUUUUAGAUCUUAUUUGAAGUUUCUGAAUUGGAUGCCUGCUGCUUUGCAAAUGCCUGAGCCUGAAUUGAUUCAUCAUGCUGGUUUAGACUCUGCUGUUUACUUGAGAAUUUACUUGAUCGGGCUGAAAAUCUUUGUUCCGAUUGCGUUUCUUGCAUUUACGAUCCUAGUGCCAGUUAAUUGGACGAACAACACCUUGAAGAAAUCUGAUUUGACUUAUAGUGAUUUGGAUAAGCUUUCUAUUUCAAACAUCCCAAUGGGAUCAAACAGAUUUUGGACCCAUUUGGUUAUGGCUUACGCCUUCUCGUUCUGGACAUGCUUUGUGUUGAAAAAGGAGUACGAAAUAGUGGCUUCAAUGAGGUUGCAUUUUCUCGCAACAGAUCAUCGACGCCCUGAUCAGUUUACAGUAUUGGUGAGAAAUGUACCGCCAGAUCCUGAUGAAUCAGUCGGUGAGCUAGUAGAACAUUUCUUUAUGGUCAAUCACCCCGAUCACUAUCUGACUCACCAGGUUGUUUACAAUGCUAACAAACUGUCUGAGUUGGUAAAUAAGAAGAAAAAGAUGCGAAAUUGGCUUGACUACUAUCAACUCAAAUACUCGAGAAAUCAAUCUAAGAAGCCUUUAGUGAAGACCGGUUUUCUUGGCCUUUGCGGAAACAGUGUGGAUGCAAUUGAUUAUUAUACAUCCGAGAUUGAGAAAUUAUCAGAAGAAAUUUCUUUGGAGAGAGAUAAGAUUAUGAGCAGCUCAAAAUCUAUUAUGCCAGCUUCGUUUGUUUCGUUCCAAACUCGAUGGGGAGCCGCUGUUUGUGCACAAACUCAACAAACAAGAAAUCCAACUCUAUGGCUAACUGAGUGGGCACCCGAACCCCGUGACAUAUACUGGGAUAACCUGGCAAUUCCGUAUGUUUCACUAGCAGUGAGACGGCUUAUUGUGGGAGUUGCAUUUUUCUUUCUCACGUUCUUCUUCAUGAUUCCCAUUGCAUUUGUCCAGUCCCUUGCCAACAUCGAAGGGAUCGAGAAAGCGCUACCUUUUCUUAAAUCCAUCAUUGAAAUGCAAGUAGUGAAGUCGUUUAUUCAAGGUUUCCUUCCCGGAAUUGCUUUGAAGAUAUUUCUUAUAUUUCUCCCUUCAAUUUUGAUGCUAAUGUCAAAAUUUGAAGGAUUCAUUAGCCUGUCAGGGCUGGAGAGAAGAUCUGCCACUAGAUACUAUAUUUUCCAAUUUAUAAAUGUCUUUCUCGGAAGCAUAAUCACAGGAACCGCUUUUCAACAGCUAAACAAUUUUAUCCACCAAUCCGCAAAUGACAUACCGAAGACAAUCGGUGUCUCUAUUCCGAUGAAAGCAACUUUCUUCAUAACUUACAUUAUGGUUGAUGGGUGGGCCGGAGUUGCUGGAGAAAUAUUAAGAUUGAGACCUUUGAUCAUUUACCACUUGAAGAACACUUUCUUGGUGAAGACUGAGAAGGAUAGAGAAGAGGCUAUGGAUCCAGGAACCAUUGGUUUCAAUACGGGAGAACCACAAAUACAACUUUAUUUCUUACUUGGUCUUGUUUACUGUGUGGUUUCUCCCAUCUUGCUUCCUUUUAUUAUCGUAUUCUUCGCCCUUGCUUAUAUCGUAUAUCGUCAUCAGAUUAUAAAUGUUUACAAUCAGGAGUACGAGAGUGCUGCAGCAUUCUGGCCCGAUGUCCAUGGACGUAUCGUAACGGCAUUAGUUGUGUCACAGUUGCUAUUGAUGGGGUUGUUAAGUACGAAAGAAGCAUCUCAGUCAACUCCAUUGCUCAUCACACUUCCAAUUCUUACAAUAUGGUUCCAUUUUUUCUGCAAAGGCCGUUACGAGCCUGCCUUUAUUAGAUAUCCUCUGCAGGAGGCGAUGAUGAAAGACACAUUAGAGCGCGCAAGAGAGCCGAAUCUGAACUUAAAAAGCUUCCUUCAGAAUGCUUAUAUCCGCCCGGUUUUCAAAGGCGGGGAUGAUAGUGAUAGCGAAGAAGCUGCAGAUGAGCCUGCGUUGGUUCAAACAAAGCGAAAAAAUACACCGGCGGCUAGUAGUAAACGUAGCGGUUCAUUGUCAUCCUUACUGCCAGAGGAUCACCAACAAUCAUAGAUUCAGAAACUUUUUGUUAAAUCUCUCGGUUGAACUCAAUCUGUAAAUGAUGGAGAUGAGAGUGAGCAGUAGAUAUAGAUUUAAUUUUGGAAUAAAGCUGGUUAGAUCAACUAAAUUAUUCUUUUUUCAUGAACAGAAAUGUAAAUGGGAGCACUGAUUAUAUAUAUAUAUAUAUAAAGUUUUGGUGCAA